AUGUUUCGUCAGCCCGGCAGCAUUUUGGCUUUGAUUCCAUCUUGUUCCUACCUGUUCCUGGAUAGUGACGGGGAGGAGAAGAGGCACCGUCCCACCAUGUCUCGUUACAGCCUCCAUAAUCUCCUGGACUGGAUGUAUGGGGGUGUGGACCCCAGCUUUGCUGGUAACGGAGGGCCAGAAUGCGCAGCCUUUCUCUCAGGGCAGCAGCGCUUUCUGGAGAGUUUGGUCUUCCUCAGUGUGGGCGUCAUGGAGAUCCUUCUGUCCUUGUGGAAGCUCAGGCAGCUGCAUUCCAGGGAACUGGAGAGUCAUCUGCUGCUGCAGCAGCCCCAGAAUAAGCAGGAAAGCUUGGGCAAGAACGUGCUGCUGGUAGUGCUCUGUCUCACCUUUGGGCUCGAGGUGGGCUUCAAGUUUGCCACCAGGACUGUCAUUUACCUCCUGAAUCCCUGUCACGUGGUCACUAUGAUGCAGAUUUUUCUUCUUGCCUGUCCUCCAUGUCGGAUUGCAAUGAUUCUCUUCAGGUUGCAGAUGCAUAUGUUGAAUGGGGCCCUCUUGGCAUUGCUGUUUCCCGUUGUUAAUACACGCCUGCUUCCAUUUGAAAUGGAAAUAUAUUACAUCCAACAUGUGAUGCUUUAUGUUGUGCCCAUCUAUCUGCUGCGGAAAGGAG
Molecule: messenger RNA, 664 nt
Organism: Antrostomus carolinensis (chuck-will's-widow)
Lineage: Eukaryota; Metazoa; Chordata; Aves; Caprimulgiformes; Caprimulgidae
Product: transmembrane protein 164
Exons: 4
Source: RefSeq, a predicted model, not a curated record